Glycine soja is the source of this 843-nucleotide messenger RNA. Its product is annotated as serine/threonine-protein phosphatase 7 long form homolog. The record is from RefSeq and is a predicted model, not a curated record. The transcript is spliced from 4 exons. Gene Ontology annotation, biological process: meristem maintenance; meristem development. The coding region runs from base 1 to 843 and encodes 280 amino acids. Lineage: Eukaryota; Viridiplantae; Streptophyta; Magnoliopsida; Fabales; Fabaceae.
AUGAAAUUGGCGCAAUUGAAAGUAAAUGGAGCAUUAGUUAAUGCUUUUAUUGAAAGGUGGAGGCCAGAAACACAUACAUUUCAUUUGAAGUGUGGCGAGGCAACUAUUACACUUCAAGAUGUUUCUGUGCUACUUGGUAUUUCUGUGGAUGGAAGACCUGAUGCAGUUGAUGGGAACUCACUUUUAUUGAGUUGGCUGACUUCUCAAUUUGCAAAUAUUCAUGAUUUUACAGGCAACCAAAAAGGGCUUGAAAGCUUUGCUUGUGCUUGGAUCUUAAGAUUCAUAGGAGGCGUGAUGUUUGUUGACAAAAGCAGCAGAAGGAUGCCAAAAACGGUGCCAAUGAGAUAUUUGCAAUUUUUGAGAGACCUUAGAGAGUGCAGCACUUAUGCAUGGGGAGCUGCUCUUUUGGGUAACCUUUAUAGAGAGAUGUGCAUCGCAACAGACUAUAAUGCUAAAUCAAUAGGCGAUUUCACUCUCUUGAUUCAAUUAUGGGCAUGGGAACGAUGCCCAAUGUUAGCCCCGUCGUAUAUUCCUCCACAACAACAAAACGCACCACUUGCCUACAGAUGGUUGAGAGGUGAAUUGCAUCACAUAGGCAAUGACAAUUUACUUGAGUUUCGUCAUAAAUUAGAUGUCAUGAAACGCGACGAGUUUGUUUGGGUCCCUUAUUCUGGACAUGUGGAAAUGAAUUUGAGUCAACCGGAUAGAGUCAUGCGACAGUUUGGAAUGCAACAACCUAUUCCGGACCCAGUAAUGCAACCCAACAACAUACAUGACUUGACAUUAAAUGGAAAAGAAGGAAGAAAUUGGAUGCGACUAAUGCAACCCGCGCUUAAUGAAUGA